This is a messenger RNA of Chara braunii, 2912 nucleotides long. NCBI's taxonomy places the organism in Eukaryota, Viridiplantae, Streptophyta, Charophyceae, Charales, Characeae. The record is from the annotation of a GenBank genome assembly.
GUCCGAGAGAGGUUGCUGAAGAUAGGUGUUGACAGGCCGGCAGACAAAUGCGGGAAGAAAUGAGAUAAUCUCAUGCAACAGUUCAAAAAGAUCCACACUUUCAUGGGCAUGUCGGGGAAGGAGGACUUCUUCUAGUUGACGAGUCAGCAAAGGGCAGAGAAAGGAUUCAGCUUCAACAUGGAUCGGACCGUCUACGAGGAGAUCAAAGGGGCGAAGGAGAGGAGCCGCACUAUCAGCCCGAGCAAUGUUGCAGACACCGGUGGCGCAGGAGGUGUGCAACUCCCAUCUGCUCAGUCGGUGAUUCCGGAGUCUGUGGGUGACGGGGAUGCCGCUGGAGAUGGCAACGACGAAGACGACAGCUCAGCGCGUGGGGCCUCACAGACGACUGGAAGUCCGGCCAGUUUCGGGAAGAGGAAAAACGUGCGGCAGCAAACAUUCGAGGCCUUAAGCGAGUGCAUGGAGAAGCAUGGGGCGUUGAUGGCGUCGACGAUGGAGAGCGGGAGCAUGAGGCAAUGCGAGGCGAUGGAGAGCGCGAGCAAGAGGCAAUGCUCCAUUCAAAUUCGACAGUGUGAGGCUAUCGAAGCGGAGUCUGUCUUCUCCGCGAUGACGAAUACUCGCAACUCUGGCAAGGGAAAAAGGGAGAGGGACUCCCAGAAAACGGAAGUUGCCGGCGUCGUGAAGCGGGGGAGGCAUCAGGCGAAGAAGCCCAAGGUAUCAAGCGGCGGUGCUCUGGUGAUCGGGAGGUCCGCGCGGGAAGAGUGGGUUGACGAGGCCAGCAGCAGACAGGACGACGAUUUCGAAUCAGAGGUGGACACGUUUCAUGGAAGGAAAGGGACCUUGCGUGACGUGUCGAACGUGAGAAUGGUGAGCGGAGAGGAAGGCAUCGACGGUGGUAAAGAUGGGGGUCACGGGGUUGCGCGAGGCAAGGGUGAGGCGGUCGGCGACGUGGGAGGCGGUGUUGCUGCCAGGGAGGAGCGUGGCCAGCCGACGACCCCUGCCAUGCGUGGCGCCGUACCGUCGAAGGACGUGCAAGUCGCCCAGGACGUAGGUAAUCACCCGCCAAUGCGGGCGCCUUCAAACCCAGUGACGCCCACGGCGGGACAGGCGAGAAGGGAUGAAGGGGCGGGGGUGAAUGCGGCAGUCAAGGGACAGCUUGCGACGCGCAUUCCCGCAAAGGAAGCCGCAGCGGUGGGAAUUGUCGUUGGUACAUCGACGGCAGGCGCGGGGGGGGGCGGUGGUGACAGUCGUGAUGAUGCUGAUGACGACGAUCCCCUCAUUAACAGGCAGGGGCGAUCCGGAAACAUGGCGUCUCUGGAGGCGAAAGCGAAACUGUGGGUAGACGAUCUGCGUUUCUGGAACGAGACGGAGGGGCAUGGGAUGUUCAAGAUCAUCCAGGAGACGCACCUGCACCUCAUCGCCGUCGCGAAGGGUGUGAAACCGCCGGAGAUAAGAAAAAGCGUUGUCCUCCCGAACGCCACGAUCCCUCAGCAGAAGCUGGAAGACUCCUCGGAGUUGGGGGCCGCGAAGGAGAGGGCUUCGAGGGUGCAGACCAUAGCGUUGCGCAUCAUCCAUGGGUGGAUCUUCAAGUCCCCCAAUCGCGUGCGCGGGUACCACUGCUCGUACGUCUAUGUGCUGAACCACGUCGCCACAGACCUCGCCCGCGCCAUCUGGUUUGGAGAGGACUGGCGGGUAUGUGUGAGUCUGGCGGUCAUCCAUAACACCUUGGAGCUUCAUAUGAAGCUCCCCAUCUGGUACGUAGGUGGCGUCAUACACGACAGACACAAGGACGACGAAAUGGCGUCGUAUCAGGAGUCCACAACGCAACGUCUGGUGGGAGCUUUCACAAAUGCUGUUGACACGGGGGAGGGGGUAGACGGCGGGCGGAUAUCGUACGAGAGGCUGAGGAACGUAGCAGACUGCAUGUGCCUUUUGCUGUCUGCCGCCAUGUGGAUCAUGCGGAUGCCGGGAGAUAAUCUCCGUUCGCAUUAUGAGGCGUCCCAUCUCGUGGAGCUCAUUGCGGAACCGACGCUCAUUGCGUCGCUGCAUCGCUCGUUCGACGCGCGCCGCCAUGUUCUGCAGUGUGUCAAUGUAGUAACGGAGAAAAUGGGGAAGGCCCCCGUGACGUUGGUCGACCCUCCGGUGUACAUCCCCGACUGGGCGUUGUGGACGACUACGGAGAAAAUGGGGAAGCCGCCUGCCGCUGCUGCUGAUGACGACGAGGACGUUCAUGAUGAUGAUGACGACGGUGAUGACGAUGAUGACGGUGACGACAACGAUGAUGAUGUAGACGACGUUCAUAAUGAUGCCGACGAUCGUGAAGCUGACGAUCGUGAUGAUGACGGUGACGAUGAUGAUGGUGAUGAUGAUGAUCGUGAUGAUGAUGAUGGUGAUGAUGUCGAUGAUGAUGAUGAUGACGAUGCUCACGAUUAAAGAGGAUGAUGAUGACGACGAUGAUGAUGAUGACGAUGAUGAUGACUAAGGUGGUGAUGGUGAUGACGACGAUGGUGGCGACGACGACGAUGUCGUCGACGAUGUUGGGGACAGGAGUUGGCAUGGCGUGUAAAUAGCGGUUGCGCGAGUUUCGUAGACUGUCUUCUACUUCCUUUGCGUCGAGUCGUUUCCUGUUGUCAAAGCGGUUGCCGAGCACGGGUGAGAGCUCGGUUUCAUCUAGCUGACAGCAAAGUGUAGUCGACAUGCACGUCUUUUCAUUCAAGGGGCCACUCAUCGUCGAAUGUGCGGUGUCAUUAAUGUCCAUCAUGUCUAUGCGCAUCAUUGAUGCUAAUUUGAUAUCGUGUGCUAUGGCGAACGUUCGUUUUAUAUCGCAGACGUGUUUUCUUAUGUUUGUUCUUUCGGAUUGCAAAGCUUCCAUGUAAAGUUGUGGGUGAUAAGGUGAAUGAAUUCUGCGUGAGAGA